GAAGUUGCCUAUCGAUUGCGAUAUUUUGAUCGAGUCGUUUUGGUUAUUGUUUUUUUUUUACCCCUUACAGCAAAUAUAUUAAACCACGGUCUAUACGAGAUGUCUUCCGGAAGUGAGAGCGAUGAAGAAUAUGUACCUGGUGAACCAGAACAAGUGUCUGAAGAAGAUUCUGCUGAUGAAGAAACUGAUCAACAAUUUAAAAAAGAAUUAGAGUAUAAAGCUACAAAACGAAAAGCUGACGUUGCUGUUAAAGGCAGAAAGAAAAAGAGAACUAGGAAGAGUCUUAAGGAUACAGAUCCAGAACCUGAAACAGUACCAGUAAAUAAGCCUGAAGAAUCAGUAGACCCUGAAAAGGAGAAGAAGAGGGAAGACGAUUUGUGGGCGAUGUUUUUAGAUGGCACAGAUACUAAGACUAAACCAUCUCUAAAAGCUGAAAAUAAACCAAGUGAUCAAAUUAAAAUCACUCCAGAUGUUGAUAAAGAAAAAAGUGAUAAUAACAAAAAAGAUAUUGAUGAAAGCAAGGAUAGGGAAAGGAGAAUAUUUGAAUUUGCUGGCGAAACACUUGUUGUAGAAAAUGAUGUUAUUAAAGAAAAAGUUAAAAGCACCGAAAAAUCUGCAAUAGUUAGUAAGGAAGGCCCUUCUCGAAGUCGCGGUACUGGAGGCGUAGCAGGAAUACUAGGGCAGUUGAAUAAGAAAAGCAAAUUAUCUACGUUAGAAAAGUCUAAACUUGAUUGGGUUACUUACAAGAAAGAAGAGGGUAUUGAAGAGGAAAUUCAGAGUCAUAACAAGGGAAAAGCAGGGUAUUUGGACCGUAAAGAUUUCUUGGAGCGAGCUGAUCUUCGUCAAUAUGAAAUCGAACGAGAUCUAAGAAUGAGUCGACGUAGUAACCGAUAGAAUUAAGGAAACCUGUAAUAUUGCCAUACUAUUGUCUAACAUUUCAGAAAUAAAUACUGAAUGUGU
Molecule: messenger RNA, 960 nt
Organism: Diatraea saccharalis (sugarcane borer)
Lineage: Eukaryota; Metazoa; Arthropoda; Insecta; Lepidoptera; Crambidae
Source: the annotation of a GenBank genome assembly